Bombyx mori (domestic silkworm) is the source of this 2596-nucleotide messenger RNA. RefSeq lists its product as uncharacterized. The record is from RefSeq and is a predicted model, not a curated record. The coding region runs from base 327 to 1175 and encodes 282 amino acids. NCBI's taxonomy places the organism in Eukaryota, Metazoa, Arthropoda, Insecta, Lepidoptera, Bombycidae. The transcript has 5 exons.
GUUCAGUGCGGCGUGGAUACCAGCCGCGUUAGGGCACUUACUUAGUACGGGAAAAUAUUAUAUAAAAUAUAAACAAUACGAUAGUUCUGUCGAUAUUUAAAAUCAUUUCUCUCCCGAAUUUACUGUUCAGAACAUUCGCAUUAAGCUAUUUUGUGUACAACAAAAUAUAUUUGGGACCGGCAUUUUAGUACGAUACGAUUUGAAUUGAAAAAGUGCACGAUAUUUUUUUUUAAUUUAAUAUCGUUUGAGCUAUUUACGUUAGUAAUGUUUUGUUUUGUGUAUUUCUAAGGUUUGUUUUUUUUAAUUUCCACCGGUUAAAUUUAAAGAUGUGGUCUCCACUCUUCAUCGUGGUAUCGUUGUUGGCGUCCAUCGAAGCCCACGGUCGUGUUGAAUCGCCUCCCUCGCGCGCAUCGGCCUGGCGUGCCGGUUUCCCCACAGAACCAGACUAUGACGACGACGGCGUCAACUGCGGCGGAAUGUGGCAUCAGUGGAGCUAUAAUCGCGGAAGAUGCGGAAUCUGCGGGGAUCGGUACGACGCGCCGACACCGCGACCCCACGAGCUCGGAGGAAGAUACGGAGACGGCAUCAUAGUGGCCCAUUACAAUCCCGGGGCGAUUUUCACAACGACCGUCCACCUGACCACUUCACAUUUGGGCUUCUGGGAGUUCAAACUAUGCCCUGACCCAAAGGACAACGCGCAAGAUUGCUUCGAUCAAUACCCCCUUGAGCUAGAAAAUGGGGGGACUAAAUACUACCCAAAGAAAGGUAGUGUGAGGUACAAUGUGAACUACAGACUACCCCCUGGCUUGGUGUGCGAACAUUGUGUCUUGCAGUGGAGGUAUACUGCUGGAAAUAACUGGGGAGUGUGCAGCAAUGGUACUCAAGGAUUGGGCUGCGGAAACCAGGAGCAGUUCGGGGCCUGUUCUGAUAUAUCUAUAGGGAAAUCGAGGAUCGGAAGUAGACCUGUUGAGGCCUCUCCGUUGCUCUACUAUUUGAGCAGGGGAUAUAUAGGUGUACAUCAAGAUCAAUUUCACUUGAAUAACGACUCGGGGUCAUCGAAAAUCAAUAAAAAUUUAAAUAAAAUAAAAGGGAAGAAACGAAAACAUAAGAACAAGAAGAAAUCCAAACCUCAUAAACAGAAGAAGAUGCUGAUUUGGCGCUCAAUUCGGACAUAAUUUUAUUUAUUAUAGCUGACCCGGCAGACUUCGUAGUGCCUCAACCGAUAAAUAAAAGACCUAAACUUUUGUAUAAAAUAAACUUAAAACAAACAAAAGGAAUCCGUCCGACGGGGGACACUACAAAGGAAAAACAAAAUUGUUUAGUUUUAUUUAUUUCCAAGCAUUUUCAUAUUUAUCUACCUUUUAAACCUUCUCUGGACUUCCACAAAUAAUUCAAGACCAAAAAAUUAGCCACUCAGUCCAGCCGUUCUCGAAUUUUAGCGAGACUAACGAACAGCAAUUCAUUUUUAUAUAUAUUAUGGAUUAUUUUUUACCAAAAUAUUUUGCUGAUUGACUUCAGUGAGAAAAUACAAAUCAUCAUCAACAAAAACAUCUUCAUUAAGAUCCUGCUGCAACAAAUCUUGAUGCGCUCACGAACAACUAGACUGAUGCGCGUUUGAUGCAUUUUCUAUUAAAUCCAAAAUCGAUACAAAACUUCUCGUUAUUGGCUCCGACACUGGGCAUAUCAACGAUAAAAGUAAUUGUGCAAGUACUGUCGAAUAUUUUGUUCAAUACGUCCUACAACACAGGCAGUUAGCUACUGGACAACGUUUGAAUUGAUUAAUUUUGCAACGACUCACUUUCGCGCUCUUACCAACGCAACUUAAAUCAUAGGUCGCGCGCGACAUGCUCUUGUGCCUAUCUAUAAUUUUAUGCAGGAAUUCCAAAAUGAAGUUUCCUUUUCAACCUUCAAUAACAUUGUCGUUUUUUUUUCUCCUACCUAAGCUUGAGAGCUCACGGGGCUCAAACCUGAUGUCGUUGCUAACACUAACCCUAGCAAGGGUAGUGCUUCACAGAAUCUACCACCGGAUCGGAAACGCGACCCACUGAGAAGAUCCGGCGAGAAACUCAGUGGGCUGUGUCUGUGGGUUAAUUUACUCGCCGAGCCCUUCGUCGCAAGCGACGGGUUCGGCGAGAAAUACAUAUAUUCGUGAGUAUACAACUGAGAUUAAACUGAGCCUCUUGGGAAGUAUGAAUGUCGUCGUGCUCCUGCUACUACUUCACCGGAAAAUCCGUGAACCGACCAACCAACCAAAAAUUAACAUUAAAAAUAUAACAACAAAGCUGAUAGAUAAGAUGAUAUUGAACGACUUGUGACGAUAAAUUUGCGUUAACAAUUUUUUUCUUCUGGUAAUUAUAAUUUAGUGGUGUGACACUGAUAUAGCUUUAAUCAACUGCAGUUUAACAAAUACCUUUUGGACACCAUUGAAAAACGGGUGAUUACUUGAAUUGAAAUGAUAAAAUUAAAUAUAGCAUCAAUUUUGAACAGGGAUUGAAUUGACCAUAAGUAUUAAUUUAGGAAUAAGUUCGAUUAUCAAAUAAGCGAUUUAAUUGUGUUAAUAAUAAGUAUGUUUUAUUAAAUUAAUUAGCCAUGAAAA